GCUCCCGUGAGAACACAGAAGCCGGCUCCACAUCCGCUGGCGCCCGGAAGCCCUGGCAGCCAGGACCCUGCGCAAGCUGUCCGCAACGAGUAUUUCCUAAACAAGGAGAUCGCACGGCGGAACAAGGAGCGCUGUCGAGGACCCGCCAGCCUUUCUCCAGAGAGGUCGGAUGCAAGGCCAGAUCCCUCGCUGCAAGUGCCCCGUGGGGCGCCCCGGGCGGCCAGCGCCCCGCGGGCGCCGCCCCGGGAGCCCCCGCGCGAGACCCCCGAGCCGGAGGACAAGCGCGCCGAGGUGCGACGACGAUCGCAAGAGGCACGUGCUGCGGAAGAGGCGGCGUGGAAGAAGAGACUCGAGGAAGCUCGCCGGCAGGUCGUCCAGGACAAGAUGGUCGCGAAACAGCGGAUGGAGCAGGAUUAUCGUUCCCGCUUCGGUGGGCCAGAGCCCUCCGAGCGCAGUGUCAGCAGCGAUGCAUCUCCCAAUGCAACGCGACCUUCCGAGCGCCGCUCCGAGUCAGAAAGGAGCGGAAGCAGCGACCUUUCUCCCGGCGCACCGCAGACGCCAGGGGUCGAUCCGCUCCCGGAGCCCGAGCCGGAAAGGGAAGACGCCUUGGAGCUACGAACAAUGCUGGAAGCAGCAUUGCAGGCCGCGCCCAAAGAGGGCCCUGAAACACUGGAAGCCGUGGCUGCGGAUGACCUCGACCAGACUCUUCUGCCACCGGAGGAUGCCGUCAGGCACGACAGCCCAGUCAAGCCUGAUGACGCACCGGAGCGAACCCUUCGCCCUGUGGUGGCAGCGGAGACUGAACCGAACUUGGUGCAGGCGCCGCCCACGAUGGUGGACGAGAGGCCGAUCCGGCCGGCGACACAAGUUGCCCUCUCGGCGAUCCUCGAAAACACGCAGGACUCCCUGCUGUACACGGCAGAGUCAAGUGUUUUGAGCUCGCUGGAGCGAUCCAUGAACUUGGACGCUUCCUCGGCUUCGCAAGAAAAACUCCCUCUUCGAAAUCAGGAGGUGGCAGAAGAACUGCCUGCUGGAACCUCACAGACUCUGGAGGACGUCUUGCCUGGCGGCUGUGAGCCGGAAGCUGCCGGAUCUGGGCCUCAGCCGGCGCCACCCGACGCUCCCAGCGAGUCGGCGGCUGAGGUCAUCACCCUCCACAUGUCGGCCGAGGGUGGCAACUCCGAAUGUCCCGCACCUCCAGCUCCGCCAGUAACGAGUGCUGAAGCCGAUGAUUCUCCAGGAAAGCGCUGCUGUACUGUGAUGUGA
Symbiodinium sp. CCMP2456 is the source of this 1266-nucleotide messenger RNA. The record is from the annotation of a GenBank genome assembly. Lineage: Eukaryota; Dinophyceae; Suessiales; Symbiodiniaceae.